AUGGCAGUCAGCACUCUCAACAUGGCACCCUACUUCACUGGAUAUCCCUUUCAAGGACAGGGACGCGUGAACCAGCUGGGCGGUGUGUUCAUCAACGGACGUCCAUUACCGAACCAUAUUCGUUUGAAGAUCGUCGAGAUGGCAGCGGCCGGCAUCAGGCCGUGCGUCAUAUCGAGACAGCUGAGGGUGUCUCACGGAUGCGUAUCCAAAAUCCUGAACCGGUAUCAGGAAACGGGAUCGAUCAGACCCGGCGUGAUCGGCGGCAGCAAGCCGCGAGUCGCUACGCCGGAAGUCGAGGCGAAGAUCGAGGAUUUUAAACGGCAAAACCCCGGCAUAUUCAGCUGGGAGAUACGGGAGAAAUUGAUAAAGCAGGAUGGAGUUUGCGACAAAGCCUCGGCACCCUCUGUGUCCAGCAUCACCAGACUUUUACGUGGACCAGCCAAUCAGACUCGUCCCAACGACGAUCCACGCAGGAAUCACUCUAUCGAUGGCAUCCUUGCGGGAAGUAGUGGCGAUGAUUCCGAUACGGAAAGCGAGCCUGGCAUCGCGCUAAAAAGGAAGCAACGCAGGAGUAGGACUACCUUUACCGGCGAACAACUGGAGCAACUGGAAGCGGCUUUUCAUCGCACGCAAUAUCCUGAUGUGUAUACUAGAGAAGAACUCGCACAAAAGACGAAGUUGACGGAAGCGCGAGUACAAGUUUGGUUUAGCAAUAGACGCGCCAGACUUCGCAAACAGCUCAAUAGUCAACAGCUGAAUGCCUUCAACGCCAUGGGAUUACAAUCCUUCCAAACUCAACACUAUGGCAGUGGCGCUGAGAGCUAUCAGAGCUAUGGACAGGCGAGUGUUACUGCUGCCGCAGCCACCACCGCCAGCUACCCUCAGCAUUACAAUUAUGGGGAUAAUUAUUAUACAACACAGCAACAAUGGCCACGAACAACUCCGGACAAUUACGGAUUGUUCAACGCUUCCCAUUACGGCAGCAGCAAUCUCGCCUCCAAUCUGACUUCCACUAAUCUCAGUCUGGGCAGUCUGGGCAGCGUCAGUCCAACCGCGUCAAACAUGAGCGCCUGCAUGGUGCAAGGUGGUGCAUCCUCCGGAGUACCGGUCUCGACGGGGAUGACGCCUCACGUGACACCGCAUAGUCCCAGCGAGGCAAAGAGCGGAUAUCCUUACUUGGGUGGCAUCGAUUCUCAGGUCGAUCCACGCGCCGAUUGGAUACUUUGGAACAAGAGGGAAAGUGAAUAUUUGGAAAAACAGCGAUCUCUGUCAGAAAUAGCCACCGCAAGGCGAAGAAAAUUGAAUUCUUUGUAUCCGGCAUUUUCUCCAAGAAAUCCACCGAAUCAUCUUAAACACUCGAGACCUCUUGAGAUCGAAGGAUCCUCUUUCGAAGAGCGCGAAUCUCCCUCGGGUGUUCGCGUAGUUACGAUAUCGCAAAGUUCCAUUCCGCGAGUCCCUCGAUGGAUUCUCCUCGAUCAUCGUCAUUUUGGUGAACCCCCGGCCGGAUUCGUAACGGACCGCCAGGACCAGCUGCCAGGUCACCGAGAAAUCAUCGUCGGCGGUGCCUCUCACGGGCUCCCGAUCGGGAGGACACGGCGAAUAAUCGGUAAAAAUAGGACGAAGUCGCGAGCGGGCGACACCGGGCCGCGUCCAAUCCGUGUUCACGCAGCAAGCGGACUGUGA
Molecule: messenger RNA, 1683 nt
Organism: Formica exsecta
Lineage: Eukaryota; Metazoa; Arthropoda; Insecta; Hymenoptera; Formicidae
Product: protein gooseberry-like
Biological process (GO): anatomical structure development; regulation of transcription by RNA polymerase II
Molecular function (GO): RNA polymerase II cis-regulatory region sequence-specific DNA binding; DNA-binding transcription factor activity, RNA polymerase II-specific
Source: RefSeq, a predicted model, not a curated record